Molecule: messenger RNA, 2062 nt
Organism: Hymenoscyphus albidus
Lineage: Eukaryota; Fungi; Ascomycota; Leotiomycetes; Helotiales; Helotiaceae
Source: the annotation of a GenBank genome assembly
AUGGCGUAUAAUAGAGCAGUCGAAGGGUUUCGUGAUAGAGAGUACCCCAUGCUCAAAAGUAAGAGAACCCUCGAUUUACUCCGCGGCUUCUUAUGUUCAUAACCUUAUGAAACGUCGUGAGGCAGUGAGGUUACCAAUCGAGGGAGUUUAGGAUAUUCCGGGAUUCAAAUCCUAAGGUUUUCCCAACUCUCACCGAAUAAUAGCUCCGCCGCCUUGGACUACAGCACACAAUCCUCCUUAGCAUAAGUGUUGCCAAAGUUAUAGCCCAAAGCCAUAAAAGCAGCCCCACCAUCUCCAUAAUAAAACUUGACUAACAUCCUUCUUAGAUAAAACAUACCUAGACCACGGAGGCACAACCCUCUAUGCCAAAUCUCUCAUUGAAGAGUUCUCUAAUUCCAUGAUUUCAAAUCUAUACGGGAAUCCACAUUCCUCGUCCGACCCUGCCCAGCUAUCAAGUAUGCAUGUUGACCGAACCCGAGAACAAGCUUUACGCUUCUUCAACGCAGAUCCAGAGUACUUCGACUUGGUCUUCACUGCAAACGCCACAGCAGCCAUCAAGCUCGUCGCGGACUCAUUCAGAGACUUGGCAACGAGUUCGUCAACAGGCUCUUUUUGGUAUGGAUACCAUAAAGACGCUCAUACCAGCCUCGUCGGCGUGAGAGAGUUGACCGGCGGUGAUCACCAUUACUUUGGUAGCGAUGAAGAGGUUGAGGAGUGGUUAGAUGGAAAAUUCCCUGUCUCAACCCUGGGGAAGGGAGAAGAGGGGGAGGUUCCAGGCUUGUUUGCUUAUCCCGGACAAUCUAAUAUGACUGGACGACGCUUGCCACUUUCCUGGACAGGAAGACUGAGGAGAUCCCCUGUAUCUGCGCAUCAGAAUACUUAUUCCCUUCUUGAUGCAGCGGCAUUGGCAACGAAUUGCCCUAUCGAUUUCAGCAACCCGGAUACCGCACCGGAUUUCACCGUCGUAUCGUUCUAUAAGAUUUUUGGUUUCCCUGAUCUAGGAGCGUUGAUUGUGAGACGGUCCUCGGCACAUAUCUUGUCGUGGAGAAAGUACUUUGGUGGUGGGACUGUGAGUGCGUUGACGGUGUUUCCUGCGACGGUUCAGAGGAAGGAUACCACGAUCCAUGAUGCUCUCGAGGAUGGCACCCUGCCUUUUCAUAACAUCAUUGCACUUGGCUGUGCUUUGAGAGUUCACAAACGACUGUUUGGAUCUAUGAAGAUGAUUUCUCGACAUACGACCUUUCUGGCUCAGAGAUUAUAUCAGGGAAUGCUCGCCCUUCACCAUCUAAAUGGACGUCCUCUGUGCGACUUUUACAACGACAAUCCCGACUGUUCUCCUUACAGUGUUCCAAAGAAUCAAGGAGCGACAGUAGCUUUCAACAUCAUCGGUGCGGAUGGAACAUACAUUGCACACUCCUUAGUCGAAAGUCUGGCAAACGAGAAACAAAUAUUCCUUCGCUCGGGCGGACUUUGCAACCCAGGAGGAGUAGCGAGUUAUCUCAAGGUCGAGCCAUGGCAAUUCAAACGCGCAUGGUCAUCCGGAUACCGCUGUGGCGAUUCCCGAGAUCUAGAGAUUAUCCAUGGAAAACCAAUGGGUGUCGUGAGAGCGAGUUUGGGCGCCAUGACUACGAUUGCUGAUGUUGAUAACUUCCUGACUUUCUUGGCAGAGACUUUUCUCCAACCCACACAAGACUUGACCAUACGAGAUAUUUCGUUAGACGAAGGUAUUGCCCUGGUGGACGAAUCUCCAAAGGAAGCCCAUUUGCAGAUUCGAAACAAACAAGCGGGUUACUUGCCGAAGCAUGUACGACGAGCUGUGGUACCUGAUCAGACUCCCAAUAUACCAUUGGAGAAGAUCUAUUCACCAACCGGCUCAGAAACCUUCAUUCUUUCACCAUACUGCCCGCCGAAAGGUCCCACCACUUCUGUUGGAAGCAAAGCCAUCACGGAACUGAAUGGUACGUCGAUGCCACCUUCGAGACGGCUUUCACGCCCUCUGAAGACAAAACUACUAUCGUGGAAAUCAAUGACAUCGCUGCGCGAACAUGUCUCCGCUCGCUAG